AUGGCUGGAAAGCAAGGUGAUAGAUAUUAUUCCAUUGAAGCACCACUUUUGAAUGAUGAGAAAGUGAAUGAUUCAAAUACUACUAAUACUAAUACUAAGGAUCCAGAGAGCUUCAUAAUCCAUCAUGUGGGUAGCGCUUCUGUAUUCAAGACAUGCUUCAAUCUACUCAAUGUUAUCUCAGGAGUUGGUAUUGUUUCAAUGCCGUAUGCCCUAGCAUCAGGAGGAUGGUUAAGCAUAUUUCUUCUGUUUACAAUAGCCAUAGCAUGUUGUUAUACAGGCACAUUGGUUAAAAAGUGCAUGGACAUGGAUCCUGAUAUCAGAACCUUUCCAGACAUAGGUUUUCUUAUUUUAGAAGGAGACAAUCUAAACAAACUGAUACCAAAUGUGGAAAUUCACAUAGGAGAGUUUACCAUUGUAAGGGCUUUGAAUUGGACUGGAAUUCCUUCGGCGGUUAGUUUGUAUGCUUUUUGUUAUAGUGCUCAUCCGGUUCUUCCUACUCUCUACAACUCUAUGAAGACCAAAAGUCAGUUCUCUAGGGUGCUAAUUAUAAGCUUUUCAACAUGCACGUUUGGUUAUGCAGCAGCGGCAUUUCUAGGUUACUUAAUGUUCGGACAAGAAGUCGAAUCACAAGUAACUCUAAAUCUCCAAACAGGAAAGUUAAGUUCAAGAAUAGCAAUAUACACAAACUUAGUAAAUCCAAUAGCAAAAUAUGCAUUAAUGCUUACACCAGUAGUAAAUGCAGUAAAAGCAAAGGUUUCAAGCAACAAAAGGGUCACACAUAUGAUUAUUAGUACAUCUUUACUAGUAACCUCUCUUGUUAUAGCAGUGGCAAUUCCUUUAUUUGGAUACCUUAUGUCACUUGUUGGAGCAUUGUUAAGUAUCUCAGCUUCAACUUUAGUGCCAUCCAUUUGUUACUUGAAGAUUUCUGGAGAUUACAAGAGAUUUGGAAGAUCAAUGAUUAUUAAUUAUUCUAUAAUUAUAAUGGGAGUUGCUAUUGCUGUUUUUGGUACCUAUACAUCUCUUGUGGAUAUUAUUCAAAACUUGUAA
Vicia faba (fava bean) is the source of this 1047-nucleotide messenger RNA. The record is from the annotation of a GenBank genome assembly. NCBI's taxonomy places the organism in Eukaryota, Viridiplantae, Streptophyta, Magnoliopsida, Fabales, Fabaceae.